This is a messenger RNA of Ictalurus punctatus (channel catfish), 1026 nucleotides long. RefSeq names its product phosphodiesterase 6D, cGMP-specific, rod, delta (gene pde6d). Gene Ontology annotation, biological process: sensory perception of light stimulus. The coding region runs from base 193 to 645 and encodes 150 amino acids. Gene Ontology annotation, cellular component: cytoplasm. The transcript has 5 exons. Lineage: Eukaryota; Metazoa; Chordata; Actinopteri; Siluriformes; Ictaluridae. The record is from RefSeq and is a predicted model, not a curated record.
CAGAGACUCUAUUUACAGUAGGUUGAGAAGAACGAUCAAGUAUAUCUCUGUUCAGAUUAACGCAGUACUGUUGAUUUAAAAAGUGAUAUACCCAAUUGAGUAAAUUAUAAUUUCUUGUCUUAUUUGUCAUAUUCUGACGAACAGGUUUAUUUUUAUUUUAUUUCCCACCAAAGCGGACCGUUUUUCGAAACCAUGUCUUCGGAAGAAGACCGUGCAAAGGAGAUUCUGAAGGGCUUUAAACUAAACUGGAUGAACCUGAGGGACGCAGAGACGGGGAAAGUUCUCUGGCAGGGGACUGAAGAUCUCUCUGUUCCUGGUGUAGAACAUGAAGCUCGGGUUCCCAAAAAGAUCCUAAAAUGUAAAGCUGUCUCCAGAGAGCUUAAUUUCUCUUCAUCAGAAAAGCUGGAAAAGUUUCGUCUGGAGCAGAAGGUUCUCUUCAAAGGCCAGUGUCUAGAAGAGUGGUUCUUUGAAUUUGGCUUUGUGAUCCCUAAUUCUACAAACACAUGGCAGUCCUUGAUAGAGGCAGCACCCGAGUCACAGAUGAUGCCUGCUAACGUGUUAACUGGAAAUGUUGUCAUAGAGACGAAAUUCUACGACGACGAUCUUCAUGUCAGCACCUCUCGAGUACGGCUUUUCUACGUUUGAGACGUGAAGCCUCUCCGUUUUUAAAAUUCUGUCGUUCAGAAGGAUGCACACACCGCUGUGAGUUUUAUUUAAUUUUUUUAAUGGCCAGACGAGACUCUGCUUAAUGAGUAUUUCCGUGGCACCGUGACAACGGCACUAAAGGGAACAAGUUGAGCAAACGAAAUUUCAGGUUAAACAGUCACACGAGUUUAAUGACGGAUAAAGACUUGGAAACAAGGGCAGCGAUACUCAUCUCAACCUGACCUUGUAAAUUGUUUUAUUUGUACAUUUCUGUCCCUCUCUUAUCUUUUAUUUUAUUUUAUCCUGUAUGUUCCUUGCAGUCUGUUUUUAAAUAUUUGCUACCAGUUUCUGUGGUUGCUAAUAUAAAUUUUUUUUUUUUUU